This is a messenger RNA of Knipowitschia caucasica, 1272 nucleotides long. The record is from the annotation of a GenBank genome assembly. NCBI's taxonomy places the organism in Eukaryota, Metazoa, Chordata, Actinopteri, Gobiiformes, Gobiidae.
AUGGAGAGCGACCUCGGCUCCAGGUUCGUGCGUCUGUGUAACUACCUCCAGCAGCCGCGUCUGGUGGCGAGCUUCCAGAGGCUGUGCGGGGUCAAGGGGACAUUUGCGGACAGAGACAGAGACAGGGGCGAGCCUGUGGAGCCUGACCCCCGGGUUCAGAGGAGGCGGGUCCCGGGUGCUGCUGAUGCUCACAGCGGGGCACAGGAGGACAGCGCCCCGGGACCAGAGGGACCCCCAGAGGAUGAGGACACAGUCCGAGCCAAGCCCCUGCGCAGGAACUCUCUGACCGGAGACGUGGGGCAGGAGUUCCUCAUCCACAACAAGUUCCUCUUCUAUCUGUUCACUUUUGGGACAGAGCUCGGGAAUGAGAUGUUCUUCAUCAUCUUCUUCCCUUUCGUGCUGUGGAACGUGGACCCCCUAGUGUCCCGCAGGCUCAUCGUGGUCUGGGCCUGGAACCUGUUUGUGGGACAGUCCACUAAGGACAUGGUGCGCUGGUCCAGACCAGCAUCUCCUCCUGUGGUCAAGGUGGAGGUCUUCUACAACUCUGAGUACAGCAUGCCCUCCACACACGCCAUGACGGGCACUGCCAUCCCCUUCUGCCUCUUCAUGCUGACCUAUGGCCGCUGGGAGUAUCCGUUUGUGUUCGGCCUCAGCGUGGCUCUGCUCUGGAGCCUCCUGGUCUGUGUGAGCCGGGUCUACAUGGGAAUGCACUCUGUCCUGGAGGUGAUCACCGGCUUCUUCUUCACGCUGCUGAUUCUGGCCGUGCUGCAGCCGCUCUUGGAGAGUAUCGACACGUUCUACAUGUCGGGCCACUACGCUCCUCUGGUCAUUGUGGUUUCGCACGUGGGCUUUGGACUGGUCACCUUCUCGUUGGACACUUGGAGCACGUCUCGGGGCGACACUGCGCAGGCUUUGGGCACCGCUGCUGGGGUCGCUCUCGCCACUUAUGUGAGCUACCAUCUGGGUCUGCUGGAGGAUUACCCGCUGUCCUCCUUGCCUCUCGCGGUGCCAACCCUCAGCGCCGCCCUGGUGGUGAGAUCUCUGCUGCGUUUUGUCUUGGGCGUGGCCGUGCUGCUCCUCACCAGGAUGGGCAUGAAAGCAGUGACCGUGCCGUUCCUGUGCCGGAUGUACGGGCUGCCUUUGGACGACGUGCGGCAGGCGAGACAGCUGAUGCGAGUGGAGCUUCCGUAUCGCUACAUAGUCUACAGUGUGGUGGGCUUCAGCUGUGUGUCUGUGGUGCCUCUGCUCUUCAAUCUCCUACAUCUGGCCUAA